Molecule: messenger RNA, 1632 nt
Organism: Octopus sinensis (East Asian common octopus)
Lineage: Eukaryota; Metazoa; Mollusca; Cephalopoda; Octopoda; Octopodidae
Product: hydrocephalus-inducing protein-like
Exons: 5
Coding region: 98-1471 (457 amino acids)
Biological process (GO): axonemal central apparatus assembly; cilium movement
Cellular component (GO): axoneme
Source: RefSeq, a predicted model, not a curated record
GAUGUCAACAAAAACGUUAAUUUUAACUGUCUGACACGGGAAGAUUCUGUGGGGCCAACAAAACGAUAUGAAGUACAAUUACUUAGAUAUUGGUUAGAUGGCAUUCCAAUUUGAGUGUAAAGAAGAAGGAGUCUUUGAUUUUAAUUGGGAAUUGCACCUUUCGCCUCUUGAUAUUAAAAUCCCAUUUAUAUUUAUUGGUACAUAUAAAAAUCCGCGAAUAAUGCUUUGUCGUUCUUCAGUUGAUUUUGGCAAAACGAUUGCUGGAAAGAAACUCACAGCAAAAAUAAAAAUAACGAACCUUGAAGAUUUUCCACAAGAAUUUAUGAUAGACAAGGCCUCCUGUUUCAGCAAAAGUUUUUUGUCAUCAUUAAAUAUUUCACCAGAAAGCGGAUUGAUACUUCCAAACUCUAGUAACGAGUUAGAUGUGAGUUAUUGUCAUGAUCAAGCCAUAAACAUGAACAUAAAUGCUCUGGUUCAUGUAAAAAACAAGACAGCUCCACUUCGACUCAAUGUAAAGGCUCAAAUUUCAAAAAUUGAAUGUCUGAUGAUCUUGGAAAAUGAAGAUAAACAAAGAUUUACUCUAAAAGAAAACGAAAUGAAUUUAUUUGAAAUAGAUCAAGUUUGGCUGUUUACUAUUUUUAAGUUUUCAAUUGGAAAAACGAUAGUCUACACCUUUUAUCUUACGAACAAAAGCAACUUUUUGAUUGAAUACAAAUGGAAUCCGAAAGAUGAAGUUGAGAACGAGUGUUUCAAAAUCUACCCUCCUUCCGGGACUAUUGGAGCCUAUGAAGAAACAACAAACCAUUUACUUUUGAGGUCCACAGAAAUCGUGAAUGGGCCUUCAUAUAAACUUGGAAUAAUUUUAAAAUCGAAAAUUCCAGGAAUUCACUUUUCAUUUCUUUCCUAUGACUUUGGUCUUUGCUAUAUCCAUUCUUGUGGAAACACAAUAAAAGACACCGAACUUUUACUUUACAACAAUGAAAAGACGAAUAUUAGUGUCCGUGUGUUACCAACUCACGACUCCAGUUUUGAUGUUCAAUUUGAAUCAGAAUUGAUUAAUUCAGAUCAGGAGGUCAAAGUACCUAUUUACUUCCGUCCUAACAAAUCUGGAAAAUUCUCAGAAUCUCUAAUUUUCGAAAUAAAUGGCGUAUAUAAACGAACAAUCGAAUUAGUUGGCAAGGCUGUCGAUUUAAAAAUAGAAGCCUUAAACUUGUGUGACAAAACUCUAAAGUUUGGAGCCAUACAAGUCGGUCAAGUCAAAAAGAAAAAUGUAAUGUUACUUAAUAAAACGUGCAAACCCGUAAAAAUGAAACUGAGUUUGAUAACUUCGCGAUCGACUGCGUUCCAGCGCGGAAUUCUGGAGGUAAAACCAUCGGAAGAUAUUGUAAUGGAUGCAAAGACAGGAAAAGUCAAUGUAUCUGUUCUCUUCUGUCCUAAAAACAGAGUUUCUGAGUUUGUUGACGAAGUAUAAACAUCUUUGCCCACAAUUUAGGUGCUGGUGGAAGUAGAAAAUAUUGCUUUUGGAGUAUUUUAUGUGACAGGACGGGCUAUUUCUUCGGAAGUUGUUCUCAAUACUUACAAUAUUGCAAUGGGUAAAAUCACUCUUGGUAGUUUAAUCGAAAAAAAAUGUAA